Fraxinus pennsylvanica is the source of this 399-nucleotide messenger RNA. The record is from the annotation of a GenBank genome assembly. NCBI's taxonomy places the organism in Eukaryota, Viridiplantae, Streptophyta, Magnoliopsida, Lamiales, Oleaceae.
AUGGGAAAAGUUUUUACUUUGGCUGAGGUUGCUGAGCACAACACCCCGAAGGACUGUUGGCUUGUCAUUGAUGGCAAGGUUUAUGACGUGACAAAGUUCUUGGAAGACCAUCCCGGUGGUGAUGAAGUUUUGUUGUCUGCCACAGGAAAGGAUGCAACCGAUGAUUUUGAGGACGUUGGCCACAGCAGCAGCGCAAGGGUUCAGAUGGAAGAACUUUACGUGGGCGAUAUAGAUUCGUCAACCAUUCCGAGUAAGUCCAAGUACACUCCUCCCAAGCAGCCUCACUACAACCAGGACAAAACAUCAGAAUUCAUUGUCAAGCUCCUCCAAUUCUUAGUUCCUCUGAUUAUCUUGGGAGUCGCUGUUGGCGUCCGAUUCUAUACCAAAUCGUCAGCUUAA